AUGGUCCGCAUCACCGACAUGCUGAAGACCCAGAACAAGACCCGUCUUGUUGGCCCGAACUGCCCCGGCAUCAUCGCCCCCGGUCAAUGCAAGAUCGGUAUCAUGCCCGGCUUCAUUCACAAGCGCGGCCGCGUUGGUAUCGUCUCCCGCUCCGGUACCCUCACCUACGAAGCCGUCAACCAGACCACCCAGGCUGGCCUCGGUCAGUCCCUUGUUGUCGGUAUUGGUGGUGACCCCUUCUCCGGUACCAACUUCAUCGAUUGCCUGAAGAUCUUCCUUGAGGACCCCGAGACCGACGGUAUCAUCAUGAUCGGUGAGAUCGGUGGUUCCGCCGAGGAGGACGCCGCCGAGUUCUUCAAGGCCAACAACAUCCACAACAAGCCCGCCGUUUCCUUCAUUGCCGGUAUCUCCGCUCCUCCCGGCCGCCGCAUGGGCCACGCUGGUGCCAUCGUCAGCGGUGGUAAGGGUGGUGCCGACUCCAAGAUCGCCGCUCUCCAGGAUGCUGGUGUCAUUGUCGAGCGCAGCCCUGCCUCCUCGGCAAGGCUCUGCUUGCUGAAUUCGUCAAGCGUGACCUUGUCUAAAGGGAAGCAACUGUUUUCUUGA
This is a messenger RNA of Penicillium maclennaniae, 603 nucleotides long. Its product is annotated as succinyl-CoA ligase alpha-chain mitochondrial precursor. Gene Ontology annotation, molecular function: succinate-CoA ligase (ADP-forming) activity; succinate-CoA ligase (GDP-forming) activity. The coding region runs from base 1 to 603 and encodes 200 amino acids. The transcript has 2 exons. NCBI's taxonomy places the organism in Eukaryota, Fungi, Ascomycota, Eurotiomycetes, Eurotiales, Aspergillaceae. Gene Ontology annotation, cellular component: mitochondrion; succinate-CoA ligase complex (ADP-forming). The record is from RefSeq and is a predicted model, not a curated record. Gene Ontology annotation, biological process: tricarboxylic acid cycle.